Molecule: messenger RNA, 798 nt
Organism: Aspergillus nomiae NRRL 13137
Lineage: Eukaryota; Fungi; Ascomycota; Eurotiomycetes; Eurotiales; Aspergillaceae
Product: Zn(II)2Cys6 transcription factor domain-containing protein
Exons: 3
Coding region: 1-798 (265 amino acids)
Biological process (GO): regulation of DNA-templated transcription
Molecular function (GO): DNA-binding transcription factor activity, RNA polymerase II-specific; zinc ion binding
Source: RefSeq, a predicted model, not a curated record
AUGGACGAACCACACGCGACCAAAACGAACGACACGCCCCCCUCGACUCCAGCUAACUUAAACCGAGGACGCAACGUUCAGGGCAGGGUUUCUAGAGCAUGCGACACUUGUAGAUUAAAGAAAGCUAAGUGCAAUGGUGCUCAACCUUGCAGUCGGUGUGAGGACCAUGAUGCUAUCUGUAUCUUUGGAGAAAGAAAAACGUCUUUGAAAAAGUGUCCUCCAGAAUAUGUUGAAAUGCUCGAGCAGCAACAAGACUGGUUAACGAAGGGGUUGCGAGAAAUGUAUCGACGGGCUAUUGAAGGCAAGGGCUGGCCCGGUGAACCGCUCGGGCAGAAAGCGGAUGGACACCCUCUGACACAUGAUAUACUCUUUCGCUUGGGUGUUUUGAACAAAGAGGAGAAGCCCGAUAUCAUACAUCCCCCAGAUAUUUUCGACAAUGUGGACACCGUGGAAAAUGUUGAUAUUUCUUAUUCGGUGCAAACCCCAGUACAUGUGCCCUCCGAGUUCUUGUAUGGGGAAUGUUUAUAUCAAGUUCCACCCUCUUUCUCGUUACCACAAUUGGCAGACAACUCUCGACAAACCCCAUGUCUGUCCUCAAGCUACUUUGGCAGUACAGAAUUGGGAAUACCUCAACUGCAACCUAGCUCAGGGCACGUAUCAACCUCGGCUUUCUUUUCUCCCACUCACCGGCUCUCCAUUCUGGAUGGUAUAAGCUUUGGUUCGCCUGAUGAUGACUAUCGAUACCCAGUUGACGAACUCGCUUCAUUUUGUGAGGUAGACUUGGCACGCAGCACUUGA